Messenger RNA from Melanotaenia boesemani (Boeseman's rainbowfish), 3714 nucleotides. RefSeq names its product regulator of G protein signaling 18 (gene rgs18). The record is from RefSeq and is a predicted model, not a curated record. Lineage: Eukaryota; Metazoa; Chordata; Actinopteri; Atheriniformes; Melanotaeniidae. The transcript is spliced from 5 exons. The coding region runs from base 39 to 749 and encodes 236 amino acids.
GGCCUGUCGCUUUGCACGCCGGAGACAGACAGAGCGCCAUGGAGACGCUUCUUUUUCUAUUUCCUCAAUUUAACUACAUGGCCCCAAAGGAGGAAGCAAAUUUCAAAAUGUUUGGUCCAGAAGACCUGCAGGCAGCAAAGAUGAAGGACGAUGGUAGCAGACAGAAAGACAAGGAGAGGAAGAGCCGACUAAGCCUUUUUCUCACCAAGUCAGGCUCCCAUGAAAACGUCAGUCCCCAUAAAAAGACAAAUACGACAACCAGCAACAUCUCAGCAGAGGCAGCUUUGCAAUGGAGCGACUCAUUUGAAGAGCUGCUAAAGCACUCAGAUGGAGUGGAAAUCUUCUCUCAGUUCCUCAGGACAGAGUUCAGUGAGGAAAACAUUGAGUUCUGGUUGGCCUGUGAGGAGUACAAGACCAUUGAUUCGGAAACAAAAAUGCUGUCCAAAGCCAAAUAUAUUUAUACAGUUUUUAUUGAAUCGGAGGCACCUAAAGAGGUCAACAUUGACUAUAACACCAAGAUGGCCACCCAGAGGAACAUGGCAAAGCCCACAAGGAGUUGUUUUGAAGCGGCCCAGAUGAAAGUCUACAGCCUGAUGAAAAAGGACUCCUACCCCAGGUUCCUGCACUCUGACAUUUAUCUGCGUCUCACCAGGAGGAAGGGCCCCGGAGCCACCAUGUUUCGCAGAAGGUCACGCUCCUGUGUAUUUAACGAGAGGGGGGAGGCCACAACUGAACCCUCAGCCUGGUAGUUGAACAUUACAGGGGUAGUAGCUAACUUCAUGCAAUGGAUGUAUUAUCAUCUAACAGAUAAUCCAUGGUCUGCAGCCCAACUGUUGGAAUAUAAUUUUCAUAUCAACAGCCUUGUUUUAUAUAACCAGUCAUAGUGGGUUAUUUUACAUACAAAGCAACACAAUAACUCUUCAGUAAUAAUAAUCUCACAUACAUAUUUAAAAAAAUGUUAUUUUCUUGCCAAGAGUUAAAUAAUAAGAUUUCCACACUACUCACUUAAGCAUGGGGAAACGUAAGCUAGCAAUUAGCUAUCUUAGCUUAACUUAGAUGCAACUGACAGGGUGACACGACCACCCUGUGCUUGGGUGCAGUAGCUAAAUGUAAAAACCAGACUUUCUAACUGUCUUAGGGCUGGGAUAUACUUGCUGUUAGCAACACGUCUGCAUACGUAUCAUGGCUGUCAUCCAUUCCUAGAGUUUGUUUGUUUGGCCAUUUGUGUUGAUGUGAGAUAAUGUGUCACAUGCGCAAGUUGCAAUGAUGACUUGAACGCCAGUGCCGCUCAUGAACAAACAAAAACAUGAACAUAACAGGUCCGAGGUAAACACAAUGUCCUUGUCCGCACUUACCGGCAGGAUUUUUCCUACCCUUUACAGAGUGAUAAACACUUCUGCAUUUGGCUAAUACAAUGUGACCAGUAGACUGACCUUUUCCCUAUUUCAAAGUCCAAGUGCUGUAUACUUCUCCUAACAGUGGCCUCCAGUAUUGAGCAUUUUUGCUGCUCUUUGCUUCUGUUGUUUGCAGGAAGUAUAAACUCAGACAUAGCGGAGCACUGAUGUGUACACUUGCGUUCACAGAAAGUGUAUCCCAGCCCUUAAAGUUUACUUUCUUGACAGUUUCAUUGUUAUCAUUAUUUUGUUAUUUCAUUAUUUUCUCUGCAGUCUUCAUGUUUUCCUGAUAGCUUCACAUGGUUAUGGGAAAACCUUAGCUAGCAGUUAGCUUACUUAGCUUACCAUAAAGACCACUGACAGCUUCUCUGUGCAUGUUAAAGCACAAAAUGUAAAAACCAGCCUCUCUAAUUGUUGUUUAUUUCUUGCCAGUUUCAUUUGUUAUCCCUAUAGUCUUCUUAUUUCUGGCAGCUUCAUUAUAGUAUUUCUUUACUUCUCACAUGAGCAUGGGGAAUAUUGCUAGCAUUUAGCUUGCUAAUUUAGCUUAGCAUGGGAUCUACUUACAGGAGAAGCUACACUAUACUCUUUCAACAGUAAGAACAUGCAAAAUUAAAAACUCUUUUCUAGGUUAACAGAUCUCAAAACUAACUAGUUUACAUUCAUAAUAUUUUUCAUGUGCUCCUGAAUUAUCCAGAGUGCUCAGUGUUGGGUGCUGUGAAGUAUGCGUGAAAAAUGAGCAGAUGCAUGCUUAUAAUCUAAUUUUGAUAAAAAAAAAUAUCCACUACCACUUUUAAUUAUUUUUGGACAUCAUUUAAAUUAGUAGAUGCCCAAACAAAGACUUCGAUACUAAAAUAUCACAAUUAACAUCACAAAACAAUAAAUAAAACAAAACAAAAAAGAUAUAUGAAAUUGCAAUUGACAAAUUCUACUUUAGGAGUACCUCCUCAGAUAAGUGCAUGAUACGAACAGUCAGUGAGUGUGCAGCUGUCUGCGCCAACCCUAAAAGUUCACUUGUUAUCACAGGUGUUCUCUUUUUAUCUAGUCAUCUCUUACAUACCUCAGAUUCAGCUAGCAGGCCUCACUCUCCUUUUUAACACAUUCAUAGCUUUUACUGAAACCUCCACUUGUCAGUACUCCACUUUUUUGUCAGUUUCUGUUGUGCUGCCUGCUGUGGGAGGAAUGCUGAUGCAUAGUUCUACUGUCAGAGAUCUUCCUAAUGCAAUUGCCUGCUCUUCUGGUAGUUUCAUCAUUGUCUGGUGCAGAAAUCCCUGUGACACGUGUAGCUUCCACCGGCACAUUUGCUGUUAACAAGAACAUUGUUCAAUACUGCAAAAAAGAACUUGUUUUGUGUAAAAUAAACAUGGAAAAUUUUAAAUUUUGCUCAUAAAUGCGUACAUUGAAACGGUAUGACAUGAAGGUUUUUCUUGCUGUUUUACACAGUCUUGAGGAUAAGAGGCAGAGCAGAGAUGAGUAUGGUAUCAAUUUUAUUCUUUAACUCUUGGUACGACAGUGAAAAGGCAUUUACCCACAAAUUUUGUACCAUUUCCCCCAUCGUAUAUUACUCAAAUAGAUGAUAGCUGGCACAAUUUGCCUUCAGGUAUAUGAAUGAAUUACGGAGAGGAUCUAUCACAGCUAUGUGCUUAUCUGAAAAUAAUGGACAUCCUCUGGCCAACCACUUGAAUAUUCUCUGUGGCCAUGGUACAAAACCAGAUUACACUGCUGCAUCUGUGGAUUAUCUGUCCAUUCUUUUGCACAGAAGCACUGCAUUGAUUUUGGAUUCAGCCUCUAGUGAUGAUUUUUAGCAUUUCUCAAAACUUGAAUGAUGGGAUGGUUGGAGAAAGAAUCCGUGCCUCUGCGCUAUUGACAGUAUCUAGCCAGCCGUUCAGACAACCACACUGAGGCAACUGGUCCUGACUCCACGCCCAAUGCACUUCAGUUGCUUUGUUCUCCAAUCCAGCAGUAGCACCUUAUACAACAUUAAUGCUGUUGAUGUGGCGCACAAGCUAAUUUGACCAUUUCUCAUUAAAAUGGAGUCAUGAUUUUAUCUCUUUCAUUGCCCACCCUCUGCAGACAAAACUAGUCGUGAAAGCCUACAGCCACAGUGACUGCAAAGCACUGAAACUUUCUUUAAUAAGCAAUGCUGAAGAAUUUUUCCAUUUUCACUCAGAAAAUGCAUGUAUCUUCUUUGAAUACUAAUAUAACAUUUUAUUAAUUAUGACUUCUUUUUCAGUUGCCAUCUUAUAUAAUUUAUGUAUUGCUUAAUCUGUAAAUUGUACAUACUAUAAUAUCUGGAAAAGUAAAAUAAAAUCUUUCUUGUGAA